This is a messenger RNA of Exophiala aquamarina CBS 119918, 1980 nucleotides long. RefSeq lists its product as uncharacterized. The record is from RefSeq and is a predicted model, not a curated record. The transcript has a single exon. Bases 1 to 1980 code for a protein of 659 amino acids. NCBI's taxonomy places the organism in Eukaryota, Fungi, Ascomycota, Eurotiomycetes, Chaetothyriales, Herpotrichiellaceae.
AUGGGAUAUCAAGGCGGCACCCUCAGCUCGAUGCUGAUGCUGAUGGCCAUGGUCCUUAUUCUUUCUCCCUUCGAUCUAGCGUUCUCGUAUCCUCACCAUCCUGUUGGCAUUGUCGCAGGUCAAGCAGCCUCCAACUUGCGCACCAAAUAUCCAAUUGCCGGCAGGGCCACUGCGAGUACCGCUCAUGCCGGAAGUGCGGCCUCAUGCUCUGACGGUCGUUGCAUUGGAUCCACGGAUACCAUCACAUAUCAACUCUGCGAUAGUUUCAAUGAGACCACAGUGAACGAUCCCAAUAACUCAAGGAAUAUCCAUAUUCUUUGCGACGUUGACUUCCUCGGACAAGACAUCUAUCCAUUCAUCCUAGCACAAUCGUUCGACGAAUGUCAUGCUUGCUGCAACAGCUUCAACAAGAUAUCAAAUGACACAAAAUGCCUCGGGUUCCUCUUUGCACCUGAAAGAGUGAAUGGUACUGAUGACUGUUACCUGAAAUCCUCAUUGCACAAUCCCACGCCAACGGAAAUUCAACUGAUUGGCGCUGUGCUUAUCCCGUCCAUGACCAGCAAUUCAUUGGCUUCACCCCUCGAGCGAAAUUCCACUCCUCGCAAUGAUUCCCCCAAGACGGAGUCGAGCCUGUCUGUUGCAGAGUUCAAGGUCCUGGGGGCCUCUAUCAGCAGACCUCCAAAGUACUAUCCUAGUCAUGUCCCAUAUGGUCCCACCGAGAUGCUUUACAAUGCCGCCUCGCUCUACACUGCCAACGAAUCUUUGGUAAGAGAUUACGCCCUUGCGGAUGACACAGGUUCUUGGACUGAAUCCAAAUUACCGAAUCCGGUGCUGGCAGAAAUGAAAUCGGUGCCACAGAUUUCACGUGAUGGAGGGAGAGGAGGUAGUAUCAAUGGAACCCAAAUCUUCGUCUUCUGUGACACAAAGAGUGUCCGAAUUGACGAUACACCUGACUCCGGCCAGUUGGUCAGUUUUGUCUCCAGCUCCGUUGCCACUGACAAGGGAGUGAAUGCGUUGUCUGGCAACCCACUCGAACUUGUGGACAAUCUUGGUGAGUGGCAAGACGAUGUGGGUAGAAUGCGAGGGUUUGCCCCCAUGACUUUGGGAGAACAAUCAUACAACACCGCCAUUUCUGGAUCUGGCUAUCGCUACGCAAUCUGGCCUGAUUCGUCCCUCAUUCCCUUCAAUACUUCGCAUGCUCUCCUAUACCCUACACUGGUCUUUGACAUUGACAAGCGCAUUGAAGCUCCUGUGUUCAACGAGAUUGGGAACUCUGUUUUGUUGGUAUCUGUUGAUCCAACCUACGGUCCUGUUGCAGAGAGAACUGUCAACCAAUUAUUCAAACAGGGACAGAUCGCAUUUGGAACAGUUGGCGGCAUACGUGCUUGGGGCCCCAAAGGUAUUGGUGCCAAUGAUGGAUAUAUCUACCUGCUUGGUCAGCAUAAGGGACGAGUCAAUGCCGGCACAAGCGGUAAUGGUGUACUUGUUGCGCGAACCACCCCGUCAGGUAUCAAUGAUUUGUCAUCAUAUACCUACUGGAAUGGCAAGUCGUGGUGUGAUACCAUGCCAUCUGUCGACUCAACAGCCACCAUACUCGACCAUUUGGUUCAAAAUAUGGACAUCUUUUAUGUGCCAGCUUUGCGCAGUUUCAUCAUGGUGUACCUCAAUAUCUAUGGAGACAACACGUUUUACUACCGUCAUCUCCCCCUGGAUCUGGAUGUGAUUCCAGGAGGAGAUUAUGUUGACAACAUUGUUAGUGGCAAGUGGUCUGAAGAGAAAGUCCUUGCUAAACCAGGCGCCCCCGUUAGGGAGUUCCUCUACUCUGGAGGAGUUCAUGGCGGCUAUUUCGGUGCUGAAGACAUCACUAAUGGCGGAUGGAAGAUGCUGAUCACCUGGACCGAGAAAACUGGAGCAGAUGCGUAUAGUCCAAACGCUGGUUAUGCUCAUAAGUCUGCCUAUGUUCGCCUCAGUCUGGAUUGA